Drosophila bipectinata is the source of this 3161-nucleotide messenger RNA. RefSeq names its product sisters unbound (gene sunn). The record is from RefSeq and is a predicted model, not a curated record. NCBI's taxonomy places the organism in Eukaryota, Metazoa, Arthropoda, Insecta, Diptera, Drosophilidae.
CUUCUCAAUGUAUUUUGUUUAGUGUAUCCUCAUAUUUUUUAUAUAUUUGCAACUUUGAAAAAUCAAAAAUAAUACGCAACUCUAAUAAGCCUUUGUUUUGAAAAUUCUGGCAGCACUGUUUUCAACAUGCGUUGCGCACUUUUUCAACGCUGACAAGUUCAGCGAAUAACAAAAAUUUAGAGGUUGAAGAGUUUUCUACGAAAGAUGGAUUUUGGUAAUGCCCUAUCAACAGGAGAAAAUUUUACGGUGGUGGCCGAACGAUUCAUCAUGGAGUUUCUGAGUUCUGAGACCCUAGAUCCAAAUAGUUGGAUUAGCAAAGCGUCACACAAUUUUGUGGGCCAAUGUUUUCAUGUCAUCGGCUUAAAGUUUAACAUUAGUGUGAAGGAGUUCAGCCGAACUCAAGAUCAUCCGUAUGCCAGUGAAAAUUCCGAUUACGUUUUUGUUCCCGUGCCGUUUGUACUGGAAGCAGUGGACUCGUUUUUUAAUGUGGUACCUGAUCUCUUGGCCAAAGUUUCUGUGGCGCUGGAGAAGGAUUCAAACUGGAAAUCUCGAUACGGAAAGGGGGACCGGUGCUUCAAACUGGCGCAUCCAAUGUCAUCCUACAUGCGAUUGACCGUUAAGUGGAAUCAAGUUGUGCAUUUUGUAUGCAAAGACAUAAAAGAGAAUAGAUUUUACUGCGAACCCCUAACCAGAAUAUCUUUCAGUAUUCUAAAAGGUUUGUCUAAACUUCUGCCAAGAUACGCCGAUUCAUCUGCUGGACUCAAAGGGCUAUGUCAUGCUCUCUCCAUAGAUGUUCGCUUUGGAAUCUUAUAUCAUGAAACCUGCCAAAUUAUUCUGACUCCUAUGCUAAACAUGUUUCGAGAGAACUUUAGAACUUUUUGUGGUGUAGAAAAUUAUGCUGUCGACUUUGUCUUUUUUGUUUUGACCAUUCAGAUGAAAGGCGAUGAUUGCUACAUUAAAGGUUAUGAGUUCCUAGACAAAAUGAUAAGGUUUUUUUCCAGCGAGAAACCGCGCGACGAAUACCAAAACCUAUAUUUGCGUAUAUUUACCAACGAAAUGAUUACCGAAAAGUUUCUGGCGCUGCAAUUUGAGGACCUCAAAUCAAGUCGCUCUAGGCCGCUUCUAACUGCUAUUUUACAAUAUUUAUUGACGCUUCAAAACCAUGUGGUCAGUACGGAGUGCUUUCGGCACAGUUUUCUCGAGUUAUUGCUUGCGCUUAUCCUUAGAAUGCCCCGUAGUUUUUCUGGUGUAAGUUCUUUAGCGGCAACUGUUUAUAUAAAGUUAUCCAAGCGUCAGUACACCAAUCAGGAAAUAGUCCUUCAUAUAUUGGAGACAUUCAUAAAGAUGUCGCAUGGCACCCGGGAAAAUACUAUCUACGAUGCUUUUAGAGUUAGACUUACGCGCUAUUUAAAAGAACUCAUAAUUUAUUUUCCUGAGCUUCAUAGCUUCGAGUUUUACGUCUUAAUAUUGACGGCUCCAAAUUCGCGAUUUGAAUUGAGCCUAAUAGGUGCUCAAUCCUUAAGCAUAAUCUUUGAAUUGCACAUGGCGCAAUAUUCCAUUUCAGAGGACUCACGUCAACAGGUGCACCGCCUAUUGCGAUGUUUACCAGCAAUAAUGGCAUCGCCAUCCCUGGAAAAUGGCGCACGGAGUAUUCUAUACAGCAUCUACAGUUGCAUUGAUUUCCGUUUAGUGGCAGAGCAUAAAAUGGAGGCGCUGCGUGAUAUCGAACGUUUCUGCCUAAAAAGUUUUCUAACCGACGACACUCUUAAGUGCUCAGUGUUCCAAGGACUUUUUGAAAACUUAUUAGGAUCUUCUGCUGUAACCGGAAAUGAUUUAAUGUCCCCAACAGUAGCGUCUUUGUGCACGCAGCAUGCACAGCUUUGUAUACAGUUGAAUGAUACUGAAUCAAGGUCCUCUGAAAUAACUGAAAUGCUAGAGGCAUAUGUAAAGUGUUUAAGGCGAAUUCACAGUCUCUUAUUAUUAGACAAGCUGGCGCAUGAUUAUUAUAAAGAUAUUUAUGAGUCGCUUGCACAACUACUGCUGAAAAAGACCUUUGGAAAUGAAGAUUUAAUUCUUUAUGGCUGUGAGAGUUUGGCUCUGAUGCUCGUCCGAAAAUACAAUAAAAUUAAUGACUUAGACGAUGAAUUGAAUCUAAGUAUAACAGUUUUAGCGCAGGAACUACAAGAAUUCUGUCUAGCUGAGCUAAAAAAAGCUAAGGAAGACAUAAGGCGGUCAAUGUUUCUUUACUGUUCAAUUAUGGAAAUAAAUAUUGGUGGGAUAGCUUGUUUAACCAUUGACGCUGAUGCAUGUGACAUGAUUAUGGAGUUGCUCAUCUCAAUGCCGAAAAAGUUUUUACCUAAAAAAAGUCCAUUCAUCCUAGACUGUAUGCCGGAUAUGUAUCAUAUGUUUAGAGAGCUUUUAAAAACGGAUCAAAUUGAGUUGAAAAAUAAUCGCAUAUGGAAGAUUGUAAUCCAAUAUAAAAUGCUUGGAACCUCUUUAAAGUAUUUGGACCCUGAACUUCAGGAACUAAUAGGUGUUCUUAUAGAAUAUAAGCUCGAAACCUACGCCCAUUGUCUUUCCGUUAUAAUAUUAAAAGUUAGUAACGAUGAAAAAAAUAUAAAACUAUCGUCGGAUGCCUUAUCGGCUCACUUAAAUCUGAUUGAGAAACACUCCACUAUUUUGGACUCCUGGAUACUUCGGUUAAUUAUCUUUCAGAAUUCGCUGAGCUUGCUGAUCAAAAGCAUUCGCCUCCGACGAUCGCAAGUUUCCGGCUCAAAUCAACAAAAUCGUCUUCUGCCUCUAAACCAUUUUUUACUUAUAAUAAAAAGCUUGCGUCUUGAGGCACCACACUUUAUGAGAAUAGCCAAGCUUAUGAACACCAUAAAGAUGGAGGCAUAUGGAUCCCUGGAAAAUGUGGUGAUAGAUAAUUUUAUAUUCCAGGUCAGCGCGCUCAAAUAUAAGUGCGAGGAUGAAAUCGUGGCAUUAAAUGGCGAUGUGAGUCUUGAGGGUAAGCUCAUAAGGUUGCCGGCUGGACCGUUAAAUUAUUGGCAGAAAAGUGCUUUGGAAAUCAUGGAAAAAACUAAUCAUAUGUGAAUCAUGUAUAUGUACAUCCUAAUUAUAUAGGAAAGAAAAACAUAUAUGGAAAAUCAUUAAACCCAAAU